This is a messenger RNA of Rotaria sordida, 2066 nucleotides long. NCBI's taxonomy places the organism in Eukaryota, Metazoa, Rotifera, Eurotatoria, Philodinida, Philodinidae. The record is from the annotation of a GenBank genome assembly.
AUGGCUGUAAAUCGUCGACGAUUAUAUACAGAAAGUAGACACAAAAAUGUUGUUGAUAGAAUGGGUACAAAUGUUUAUUCAUCAAAAGAUCAUAAAAGUAUGCAUAAAUCAUUAAAUGGAGAAUUUAUUCUUUAUCAAUUAUUAAUCGAAGAAAUAUUUGAUGAACAUCAAACAUUAAUACCUGGUUAUAAUUCUCUUACAGAAUAUUUUCAACCAAAUGAUGAUGAUGAUAAAAAAGUGAUGGUAGAAUUUGAUAAAGAAUAUGAUCCAAAAAAAGCAAUUUAUUGGUAUACAAGAGAAUCAUGUAUUUAUAAAAUUUUAAAUAGAUCUUUAAGAACACAAAGUAUUGAUGGAAUUAUUCCAUUUUCAUCAUUUAUUAAAGAUUUAAAUAAACAAUUAGAUGAUGAACAUAAAUCAUUUGUUAAAAAUCAAAAAUCAUCAUCAAUUAAAGUUUAUAGAGGACAAAUAAUAAGUAAAGAUGAAGUAAAUCGUCUUAAAUCAGGUAAAGGAGAACUUAUAUCAGUUAAUUCAUUUUUAUCAACAAGUACAAAUAAAGAAAAAGCUAUAGAAUUUGCAACAAGUCGAUCACCACCUACUGAUGAAUUAACAUCAAUAUUAUUUGAUAUAACUAUUGAUUUAAAUAAUAUAACAAAACCAUAUGCUGAUAUAAAACAAUUUAGUGCUUAUCCAGAUGAAGAAGAAAUUCUUUUUAUGCUUGGUUCAAUAUUUCGUAUUGAAAAUGUUGAUUAUGAUGAAAAACAAAAAGUUUGGAUUGGAAAAUUAACAUUAUGUUCAUCAAAUGAUUCAGAUAUUAAAAAUUUUUCAUCUGAAUUAAAUAAAGAAUUACAUGGACAAAAUCGUUUUAUUUCAAUAGGAUAUUAUUUUAUUGAAAUGUUUCAAUUUGAUUAUGCUCAAGAACAUUUUGAAAAUAUAUUAGAUGGAAAUUUAAUUAAAGAUGAUAUUGAUUUAGCUUAUUGUCAUCAUGGACUUGCUAAAGUUAAUUAUAAAAAAGGAGAUUAUAAUAUAGCUAUAUCAAAUAUAAAUCAAUCAUUAAAAUAUUUAUUAGAUAAUCAAAAAUUUAAAAAUCAUCCACUUAUAUCAUUAUGUUAUCAUGAUUUAGGUUUAAAUUAUGCAAAUCAAUCAAAUUAUAUACUUGCUUUAGAAUAUCUUGAUAAAGCUUUAGGAAAAAAAAAUCAAUCUUAUUUAUCAAAUAUUUAUUUAUCUUUAUCAGAUGUUCAUUUUAAAAUGAAAGAUUAUUUAAUUGCAUUAGAAUAUGCUGAAAAAUCUCUUCAAUAUCAAUCAACAAGAGAUUAUUCAUUAAUAGCUAGUGUUUAUAUUAAAAUGGGUAAUAUUUAUUCAGCUAUGGAUGAUAAAGAUAAAUCAUCUGAAAUGUUUGAUAAAGCAAUUAAUUAUCAAUUAAAACAACUUCCUUCUACUCAUCCAGAUAUUGCUUUAACUUAUUCAGCUAUUGGUUUAAUGUAUUUAGAAUUAAAUGAUUUAGAUAAAGCUUUUCAAUAUAUAAAUAAAGCUUAUCAAUUACAAAUAAAUACAUUACCUAAUAAUCAUCCAGAUUUUGCUGAUUCUUAUAGAAAUUUUGCUGAAUAUUAUUUAAAAAAAGAAGAUUUUGAUAAAGCUUUAUCUUAUUAUGAAAAAGAAUUAGAAAAUAAAUUAAAAACAUUAUUAUGGAAUCAUCCAUCAUUAAUGGUUACUUAUCGAUCUAUUGGAAAUAUUUAUUGGAAAAAAAAAGAUUAUGAACAAGCAUCAAUGUAUUUUCAUAAAGUUCUUGAUAGUCAUUUACAAAGAAAAGAAGUUGGAGAUAGAUCAAUAAGUGAAGAUUAUCAAUUAUUAGGAGAUCUUUUUAUAGAUAAAUUAGAUUUUGAUCAAGCUUUAGAUUUUUAUACAAAAUUACUUGAAAAUGAAUUAAUUACAAAAUUAUAUAAAGAUUUUUCAUUAAUUAAUAUAUAUAAAAAUCUUGGAAAUAUUUAUUUUAAAAAACAUCAUUUAGAUCAAUCAUUAAUUUAUUAUAAUCGUUUACUUGAUUGUUAUUUAGAAAAAAAACCAUUUGA